Molecule: messenger RNA, 1322 nt
Organism: Phodopus roborovskii (desert hamster)
Lineage: Eukaryota; Metazoa; Chordata; Mammalia; Rodentia; Cricetidae
Gene: Bhlha9
Product: basic helix-loop-helix family member a9
Exons: 1
Coding region: 196-891 (231 amino acids)
Biological process (GO): regulation of transcription by RNA polymerase II; developmental process
Molecular function (GO): DNA-binding transcription factor activity, RNA polymerase II-specific; protein dimerization activity; RNA polymerase II transcription regulatory region sequence-specific DNA binding
Source: RefSeq, a predicted model, not a curated record
CAUCUUACCUGGGGGCAGGUAAUAAAGCAGGAGGAGGGAGAUGGAUGGACAGGGAGGGCGGGAAGCCACGUGGUGCCAUAAAGCCCAGCUAGAGAGGGCCUGUCCAGAGUGUAUCCAGCCAGUAAGCCGCAACAGCAGAGUGGACCAGCAGCUCUUUGGAGCCGAGGCUGAAGCUGCAAGUCCAGGGCAUAGGCCAUGCUCCGAGGCACGCCAGGAUUAGGCCUCAGGGACCUUAAGUGGAGUGAGGGUUCUGUGGAGGACUUGGGGCGCUCUUGCCCCGAGGCUGGCAGGAAUUUUGGAGUGCUGAGGCGCAGCCUGGACGAGGCAGAGGAGGCAGCGGGCAGAAAGCGCGAGCGGCCCGUAAGGUCCAAGGCGCGGCGUAUGGCGGCCAAUGUGCGGGAGCGCAAGCGCAUCCUGGAUUACAAUGAGGCUUUUAACGCGCUGCGCAGAGCGCUGCAGCACGACCUGGGUGGCAAGAGGCUCUCCAAGAUCGCCACUCUGCGCAGGGCCAUCCACCGCAUCACUGCACUCUCCCUAGUCCUGCGCGCCACCCCGGCGCCCCGCUGGCCCUGCAGCCACCUGGAGUGUCACGGCCAGGCUGCUCGCGGCUCAGGUGCUGGGGACUCUGGCUUCAGUGUUCCUCGGUCCGCGCCGCCGCCUGCGGUACCUGGCCUGGGGCGCAGGGACAUCACCAGCUCUUUAGUGCCGCCUGCACCGCGCUGCGCCUCGUGCUCCCCGCACGCGCACUUGGUGGGGCGGCCCAGGGUGAUGGCCGAAGGGCCCAGUUUAGCCCAGGCCUCCGGGGUAAGCUGGCGCCGAUGUCCCGGGGCUGCCCCUGUUGGACCGAUUCCGUGGCGGUGGGGCUCCGGGCUGGGCUACCAGCACUCCUGACUGGGCCACCGAGAGGGAAACCAGGUUGGCGGAAUGACGACUGCCAAAGAGAAGACUGCAAAAGCCAUCCUGGACAGAGCAAAACUGAAUGAGCUGUGACUUGAGUGACAGAGGAGGCCGCCUUACCAGCGGGAAGAAACUCUGCAGCCAGGGCAGCCUCUCCACAUCCCUGCCUGAGUUGCUGAAGGAGUGAGACCUUAGGUUUGGACUUGGUCAACCGUUUCUUCCUGGAAAGUGGCCUUUGCUUUCCUGUGCCUCGGAGCCCUCUUUGCUCUUGCUGCAUUUGGACAGUGGGACUUGUGUGGGUUUGUGGGUAGACAGCUGCUGUGAUCUGUGGGCAAACGGUGUGGCCCUCUUACCAUGUUUGGCCUGCUGCUGAUCUGAGAGGCCCAGAAAAUGACCAAAUAAAAAGAAAGUGUCUUGUUCAUCCA